Anguilla rostrata (American eel) is the source of this 2455-nucleotide messenger RNA. It is a transcript of the gene tmem216, whose product is annotated as transmembrane protein 216. Lineage: Eukaryota; Metazoa; Chordata; Actinopteri; Anguilliformes; Anguillidae. Gene Ontology annotation, cellular component: ciliary transition zone. The transcript has 6 exons. Bases 1570 to 2001 code for a protein of 143 amino acids. The record is from RefSeq and is a predicted model, not a curated record. Gene Ontology annotation, biological process: non-motile cilium assembly.
GUGUACAGAAGCAAAUCUUAUGAAAAGGCAAGGCAGAUAACUGCCCUGGGCCCUGAGCAUGCUGUUGUGUGUGUGUGUGUGUGUGUGUGUGAGACUGUCUAACUGGCUGAAUGAUUGACUAAGUGAGUAAGGGCGCGGUCACACAUACGCAAAAUUAACAUUGGCGAAUAUUCACCUCCCAUUCACUUCCAUUCUAUGCGAGCGACGGUGCGAAUAAAACAUUCGCUUCCGGUGGCGAAGAAAAUGAGCAUCUUCAGUUCGCGUGGAGUUCAACUUCGGUGAACUUUGGCCGGCAAAUUCGCAGCCUCAACCAAUAGCAAAGACGUGUGUGUGGUUGACCCCACUUGGCUGCGAUUGGCUGUAGUUUUCUUAGUGAGCCAGGAUGGAAGAGACUUUGAUUGUUGCUGUGUCUAACCAGCCAGUAUUGUACGAUCUUCAGUAUACAUUUUCCCGUCGCAAAACCAACAACCGCUCGAGAUAUCACAGCCGCUCAUGUGUAACCCACAGCCACAACCACUCAAACAAGUAAAUACAAACCAGCAAACUGAUUUCCAUGUGCAUCACAUCCUGCACUGCCCACAUUCAGCACGACAAGAUACGAAUUUCGCCUCUGCAGGCGAUGGUCAUUCGCUUGCAGUCGCACAUGUGUGACCGUGCCCUAACGUGUGUUGUUAUGGCUUUGACAUGUCACUAGUGGUGCCAUGAACUGCACACACAUCCCCAUCAAGGCACCCUCAUGAGCAGAUUUUAACAGAAAGCUUGUUUCAAUGGCCAUGGGAUUUGAACUGAGAAAUUCAAGUAGCUGAUAAUUACAAGUCCUUUUUAAUGAAUUCUUCAUUACUAGAAAAUUUCUUUUACUUUCUUAUGCCAUUCCGUAAUUAAUUUCUGCUUCUUGGCACUGAAAAAAUCUGCAUGCCCUGUGGGUGCCAGUGCUAAAAAUCAUUGGCUCAGCGUGCUACAGAUCCCCUUUUUGUAUCCAAAUGAGAAUGCAAUAAUAUGUUCUUAGAUGAGUGAUGUGUCUGGCCCAGGCUAACAAGAUCAUUAAAGCACAGAUAUGCAUUGGAAGAAACGACAAUCCUGGAUAGCUAGUUGAAUGCGGUAGACGUCAUCUUAACCUGAAUUACUUAAACGACAUAUGAGGAAUGGGGCCUUGGCUAUCUAAUCAUGUUUGUUUACCUACAUAUGAUUGGCUACACAGUCUCUUGCUUUCCUUAUCCACUUUAAUUCCUUUUGCAAAUGAGAUGCGUCUGGUUGACCUACCUGAUUAAAGGUAGGACUAUAGAAGGAGUAUUCAAGAAAUUGCUUUCGGAAUUGUACAUAUUACCUGUUUCACAAGUUUUAUGUUCUGUAUGGUUAUUUUUUUGUUCCAUUUCUUUAAAGAAUGUAAUCCAGAGAGUCUAGCGUUUAUGUUUUGUAAGUUAAAUAUAUCAGUUUUUAAAUUCACCUUUGGAACUCACAUGGUGCGUGUCCAGGAAGAAACGAAAAAAAAUUAACUACACCUCCCAGUAUCCUCUGUGAAAUUACUGCCCUUUGCUCCCGAUCACGACGCCGUCACCAUGGCAAACCAAUAUGGCGGGUUCUGGAAAAAGUGCAAUCCUGUCCUCGGCACCACUACAGGUCCUGCUUCAUCUGAAUGGCUGGUACUUUGCUGCCUUCUUUGUCGCUGAGAUUCUUAUGUUUGUUUACAAAGGUGUCUUGCUGCCAUAUCCCAGAGCUAAUCUUAUUCUUGACAUAGUGCUACUCUUUCUCUACCUUGGCCUUGAAGUCCUCAGGCUCUUUUAUGGUUGGAAAGGGAACCUGUGUGAGCGCUCUCUGGCCCUGAUGCUAAGCGUGGCAGUGCUGGUGCCUUGCGCAGUGCUCUGCGUGUAUUACCUGCUCCUGCAAACCUUUGUCCUGCGCCUGGAGCUGGUGCUCAACGCCAUACAGCUCUGCUUCUACAGCCUGGAGCUGCUCCUGAGCCUCAUUACCAUUUCCGCUUUCUCAAGGGCAAAUGUGUAUUAAUGUGGCUGUGGUCCCAAUGAGGCAGUGGUGAUGUCCAGUGUGUUUCUGAAAAGACGGGUAAAGAAAGAGAACCACACAGAGGCUGCUGUGUACAGGAAUUCCUUUGUUAGUGUAUAGUUCACUUUUGGAUGCAUUACACAAGCUAACUUUUUAAUUUAGCUAUCAAAGUUUGAAUAGAUUUUUCUUUUUUAAUGUAUAUAAUUGUAUAUAAGUAUUUCAUAUGGAUUGUUUUGUUAAUCUGCCGAGAAAUAAUGUAAUGUAAAAAUAUAUUGGUAACUGUACAUAAUUAAUUUGUGUUUACAGAAGCCCUAGGUAUUAUGAAUCUUUUUAUAUAGUAACUUCUUGAAAGUACCAUACAACAUUGCUUUGCUAACAUUACAAUGCAUGUUAUCAAGUUAUUACUGAAAAAUCAGCCAAAAAUAUUGCUUAGAAUAAAUAUAUAUUUGUAAUGUUA